Messenger RNA from Monopterus albus (swamp eel), 2290 nucleotides. It is a transcript of the gene cdkn2, whose product is annotated as cyclin-dependent kinase inhibitor 2A/B (p15, inhibits CDK4). Gene Ontology annotation, molecular function: protein kinase binding; cyclin-dependent protein serine/threonine kinase inhibitor activity. Gene Ontology annotation, biological process: regulation of cyclin-dependent protein serine/threonine kinase activity; negative regulation of cell population proliferation; regulation of G1/S transition of mitotic cell cycle. Lineage: Eukaryota; Metazoa; Chordata; Actinopteri; Synbranchiformes; Synbranchidae. The record is from RefSeq and is a predicted model, not a curated record. Gene Ontology annotation, cellular component: nucleus; cytoplasm. The transcript is spliced from 2 exons. Bases 271 to 666 code for a protein of 131 amino acids.
CAUUCAAACACAGAGGCAAGUCUGGACAGACACCGACCGCUGGACGGGCGAUGCACGGCUCACUUAUCGGACUCCGUCAACCCGGGGCCCGGGCGAACUGACAAGCCGGGGACAGUUGAAGACCAAGCGCUCAUAUCAACGCCAAACCGUGAUUAUUCCAGGCGUGUUUUUGAGCCGUGCCUUUUCCUCAAGUAGACAUCAACACCGGGCUACCUGUCAAAACAGUCUGUCACGUUGGUUAGACUGUUGCUUCGUUUUCCGUGGCUGACAAUGACUCUCGAGGAUGAGCUGACAAGCGCCGCAGCGCAGGGACACACAGCGGAGGUGUCGCGUCUGCUCCAGGCGGGAGCUCAGGUUAACGGCGUGAACCGAUUUGGACGUAGCGCUGUGCAGGUCAUGAUGAUGGGGAGCACCCCGGUGGCUGAGGUGUUACUGCGGCACGGAGCGGAUCCCAACGUCGCGGACAGACGCACCGGGGCCACUCCGCUGCACGACGCGGCCAGGGCGGGCUUUCUGGACACUGUGCGGCUGUUGGUGAACUAUAAGGCAGACCCACGGGCCAAGGACAAGGCAAACUGUCAGCCUAUCGAUUUGGCCAGAAAGAGCGGCCUUACAGAUGUAGUUGCUUACCUGGAGUGUGUUUUGUCUGGGAACUCGGGGCUCUGAGACAGGAGGCCUGCGGGGCCUGCAGCCCUCCACACACACACUGGAUGUUCUCUUAUACCAUGUAAGCUGUUUUAAUUCAGUUGUCUGCUUUUUCUGAAUCCGUAUAUAUUUUUUAUUUGUAACGAAAUUAUGACGAACUGAUGUUAAACUUGACACAAGUUUACAGCGACAUUUUGGAGCAUCGUUGAAAUAUUCCGAUAGGUUUAUAAGCAAAUCAAGUUUGUCAAUGGCCUAGUGUAGACUUUUAUUGUACAUAACUGUAUUUUUAAAGUAGGGUUAUUGGUCCUUUUUAUCGCGAAGCCAAGGUUUGAAUAUUUUUCCAUGUCACGUAUUUAACCAAAUUAUUCAAAAGCCAUUGAAAAUAUUUUUGUACAUUUGAACAUUAGAAUAUACUUGUCCUGUUUGUACAAACUUAAAAGCCUAUUUAGAUUUAUUAUGCACUUUAAUAAAAUGUCACUUCAUAAAACAGAUGAGGCAUAAGAAGUCUAGCUACAGCUUCACUUACUGCUCGGUACUGGACAAGAAACUGAAUCGGUUUUUAAAAAAAGAAACGAACAUUUUUUAACGUUGCGUUUCAAGAUGCGGGGCCAGGAUUUUAACGGAUAACAUGGUCGUUUUAAUUUCUUUCAUUUGCUUUUGCUAAACGGGUCUUUAAGAAUAUUUACACAGACCAAAUAUUAGGCUCCUGGCUCAUGAUCACAGUCUAACUGAACCGAAAUGACUUCAUUGUCAAACACGCCAAUAAGAUAAAAGGCUGAUGCAAUCAUUUGGUUAUUUUCGGCGAUAAGCUUUUUUUACAUUUUGCAUUCACACUAGACUAAAAUGUGCUUAGAGCAUUAUUACAGAGGUACAGAAAUCAUACUGGAUGUUUGUGCAACAUAACUCUGUACAACUUUUGCAAAGGAAGUCAUUUGCAUAUAGGAUGUGAUUAAAAUUAGCAGGUGACACGAAAUGCGUCGAUGCUUUGCAGUUGUAAGAAAGUGAACUAUAGAGAAAAAUUAUAGGAGGCCUCAUUCAUGAACUACGGUCCAGUUCAACACCAACAGAGUCCAGCUGCUGUUCUGGCUUUAUGAACUCGGGAUUGGACGGUAAAUCCCCCAGCACAUGAAAGGCAUAAGGCUUUUGUUUGGCCUCUUCUCCAGUGGAGUUUUGGUCCCACUACAAUGAGACAAUCAUAUAAAUCAAGCCGGUUUUAGAUUUAUAAAACGAAAUCAAUGCCAACAUUUCUUUGCAACAAAUAUUCACACUUGAACAGGUUUGUACCUGAACUCUACAGGGAGAUUUAAAUGUACUGUAUCACUGUUAAUCCUUAUUUUUAAUGAAAAAAUAAGGACGUUCUUAUCCUUUAUAGCACAACUGCCGUUUUUGCGCAGACUCGAGCCCUGGAAGUUCUGCACAUGCUGAAUCUUAACUGCAAAUCAGAUAGUUAAUCAUUAAUUCAGUAUAUUUGGUAUCAACACUGAAGACAAACCUCUGAAUAGUCAACUCUAAUCUUUACCAAGUCAUUUUAUCAUAUUGUUGAGACAGAACAAGAGGAAAUACAAGGAGACUUUUAGAUAAUGGGCCGUGAGAUGGUCAGAUGCAGACAAGAAAAGAGGAAGGACAUGUAAUAUUAGUGGUAUCA